Messenger RNA from Ascochyta rabiei, 531 nucleotides. RefSeq lists its product as uncharacterized. NCBI's taxonomy places the organism in Eukaryota, Fungi, Ascomycota, Dothideomycetes, Pleosporales, Didymellaceae. The coding region runs from base 1 to 531 and encodes 176 amino acids. The transcript is spliced from 2 exons. The record is from RefSeq and is a predicted model, not a curated record.
AUGCGUUCCCUCGCCUCGCUACUCCCGCGCGCCCUACGCAUCCCCCUCCCGCAAACCUCCACCCGCUCCUUCACCCUCUUCCCCUCAGCGAACAGCCGCGCGCACACAAACCGGCUCUUCGACAACGUCCGCCAACCGCAGGACCUGCACACGCUGACGCUGCUCAAUGCCGCCGACAACCGCAGCCUGAUUACCUUCUGGAGCGCGAGUUGGUGCCAGACGUGCCAGGCGGUGAAACCGCUCGUCAAGGAGCUGAUUGAGGAGGAGAGGAUUGGCGAGAGGGAGGGGGGGUUGGGCUUUGUGGAGGUGGAAAUGGACAGCACCCUAAUCGGAGACCUGCCCAUCACGUACCGUAUCUCGAGUAUGCCGACGCUGCUGGCCUUUAGCAGGCAGGAGGCGCAGUUUGACACUGUGCUGAGAAGGCCCGAGGAUAUGAAGAACAAGGAUUUUCUGCGCGAGUGGCUGCUCACCGAGGCGCGGAGGGGUGGGCGGAAAGGCGGAGGCGGUGGAGGUGGCUUGUUCGGUUGGUAG